Indicator indicator is the source of this 941-nucleotide messenger RNA. RefSeq names its product coenzyme Q7, hydroxylase (gene COQ7). The transcript is spliced from 6 exons. Gene Ontology annotation, cellular component: nucleus; mitochondrial inner membrane. The coding region runs from base 1 to 885 and encodes 294 amino acids. Gene Ontology annotation, molecular function: 3-demethoxyubiquinol 3-hydroxylase activity. Lineage: Eukaryota; Metazoa; Chordata; Aves; Piciformes; Indicatoridae. The record is from RefSeq and is a predicted model, not a curated record. Gene Ontology annotation, biological process: ubiquinone biosynthetic process; regulation of reactive oxygen species metabolic process; regulation of gene expression.
AUGGCAGCCGGGGGACGCUGGCUCGCCGGUCAGCGAGCGGCCCUGAGGAGCCAAUGGGAGUGGCGUGAGGAUGUGGCCCGCGGUGAUGACGUAGCGGCGGAGCGACGCGGGGAGCGGUCGGGGUCAGCGGGAUGGAGGUGGCUGCCGGAGCUCCGGCCUUGUGGCGCUGGCUGGGGCAGUGCCGGCUCCACCGCUGCGGGGCGGGUAGGGGCUCAGGCCGGCUCCCAAGCCCGCCCACCUCUGACCCGGCGCGGCAUCGUCCUGAACGACGGCCGCAGGCCUCGUGUCCGGGGAAGGUGGCCUUUGCCCGCCGGAGGGGUGUCCCGCAGGCUGUGCAGCACGCGGGUGUCUGUGGAGGGCAUCAACAAGGCCGUCGUAGACCGCAUCAUCCGGGUGGACCAUGCCGGGGAGUACGGGGCGAACCGCAUUUAUGCGGGACAGAUGGCAGUCCUGGGCAGAUCGAGCGUGGGACCCAUAAUCCAGCAAAUGUGGAAUCAAGAGAAAGCCCACCUGAAAAAGUUCAAUGAGCUAAUGGUUGCCUACAGAGUUCGACCUACUGUUUUAUUGCCUUUUUGGAACGUAGCAGGUUUUGUUCUAGGGGCUGGAAGUGCUUUACUGGGAAAGAAAGGUGCAAUGGCUUGCACAGUGGCAGUGGAAGAGAGCAUAUCAAAUCACUACAAUAACCAGAUCCGAACUCUGAUAGAAGAAGACCCAGAAAAGUACAAAGAACUAUUGCAGACAAUAAAGCAGUUUCGGGAUGAUGAACUGGAGCACCAUGACAUUGGACUUGAGCACGAUGCAGAAGCAGCACCAGUUUAUUCAGUUUUGAAGACAGCCAUACAACUUGGAUGCAAAGCUGCAAUAUUUUUAUCAGAAAGAAUUUAGUGAUAUUUUCUGCACUUAUUUGUGAUAAUAAACUGUGAAACAGAAGUGUGUGGAAA